AUGCACACACUUACAAACAACGACGCGCAGACGCGUAUACAUAAGGCCUUCACGCACACACUAACAGAGUUAACAAUGAAGGCUGUAGCGCAAGGGGCCGGGGACGCACACACGCGCGUCACUCCGAAGCAGCGGGUGCCGAAGCUCGGGGCACUGGCGGGCGAGCUUUCCCGCCGCGAGGUACUGCGAGCUCGGCCCGCACCGCCCGCCUUUACAAACCACUUGUUGAAUCUUUAG
Molecule: messenger RNA, 237 nt
Organism: Arctia plantaginis
Lineage: Eukaryota; Metazoa; Arthropoda; Insecta; Lepidoptera; Erebidae
Source: the annotation of a GenBank genome assembly